CGAGAGCGGGGUCGCGGGUCGUGGGUGUGGGCUAUGGGCAAGGACUACUACCAGACGCUGGGCUUGGCCCGCGGUGCAUCAGACGAGGAGAUCAAACGGGCCUACCGCCGCCAGGCGCUGCGCUACCACCCGGACAAGAGCAAGGAGCCCGGCGCCGAGGAGAAGUUCAAGGAGAUCGCCGAGGCCUACGACGUGUUCAGCGACUCGCGCAAGCGCGAGAUCUUUGACCGCUACGGGGAGGAAGGCCUAAAGGGUGGCGGUCCCAGUGGCGGGAGCAGUGGCGGUGCUAAUGGGACCUCAUUCAGCUACACGUUCCAUGGAGACCCUCAUGCUAUGUUUGCUGAGUUCUUCUGUGGCCGAAAUCCCUUUGAUACUUUUUUUGGGCAGCGGAACUGGGAAGACAUGGACAUUGACGACCCGUUUUCUGGCUUCCCCAUGGGCAUGAGUGGCUUCACCAACAUGAACUUUGGCUGCUCCCGUCCCACCCAGGAACCCACCCGAAAGAAACAAGAUCCCUCUGUCACCCAUGACCUCAGAGUCUCACUGGAAGAAAUCUACAGUGGCUGUACCAAAAAAAUGAAGAUCUCUCACAAGCGGCUGAACCCCGACGGAAAGAGCAUCCGCAACGAAGACAAGAUCUUGACGAUCGAAGUGAAGAGGGGGUGGAAAGAAGGGACCAAAAUCACCUUCCCCAAGGAAGGAGACCAGACUUCCAGCAACAUUCCAGCUGACAUCGUCUUUGUUUUAAAGGACAAGCCCCACAAUAUCUUUAAGAGAGAUGGCUCUGACGUCGUGUACCCAGCCAGGGUCAGCCUCCGGGAGGCUCUGUGUGGCUGCACGGUGAAUGUCCCCACUCUGGACUGCAGGACCAUACCCGUCGUGUUCAAAGAUGUCAUCAGGCCUGGCAUGCGGCGGAAAGUUCCUGGAGAAGGCCUCCCCCUACAUACCCCAGUGAUGAAAGAUAAAACUGCAAUCAUUGCUAGAAACGUACUUUUAGGGCUCAUUGCUCUGUGCAUCAUCAGUUUCACCUGUCCCCAGUGGUGGGUGGUGGUGGUGGUGGGCGGCAACAAUAGUGACAUGUUUAAUAUGGAUGAGUUUGACCUCCUGGGAGUUGUCAUAUAUGUGCAUCCCUUUUUAAUACAGAUGCUGUUUGAUUUAUAUGGCAAACACAUAAAAUUUUGGAGAUUAGCAUUUUAA
This is a messenger RNA of Echinops telfairi (small Madagascar hedgehog), 1197 nucleotides long. Its product is annotated as dnaJ homolog subfamily B member 1-like. Gene Ontology annotation, molecular function: transcription corepressor activity; Hsp70 protein binding. Lineage: Eukaryota; Metazoa; Chordata; Mammalia; Afrosoricida; Tenrecidae. Gene Ontology annotation, cellular component: cytosol. Bases 34 to 1197 code for a protein of 387 amino acids. The record is from RefSeq and is a predicted model, not a curated record. The transcript has 2 exons.